AUGGCAAAACGUAUAAAAACCUCUGAUUUGCUGCGAAAAAUAAACAAUAUUUCAAUGGAAGCUUCUGAUAUCGAGGAUGAAGAAAGUGACCAAGAAGAUAUUGAAACAGUUUAUAGUGGUAAUAAUGAUAAGUUUGAUGAGUUUAAAGAUCAUGAAGAAGUUCGAGAGUCCUCGGACAGUGAAUUAGAAAAUAUUUUGAAUUUAMGGAAAAAAAGACGUGCUCGUAUAGUUUCCAGUUUUGAAGAGGAAAAAGAAAAUAUAAAUAAAAAAAAUGAAAUUGCUGCAGACGGAACCAAUUGGGAAAAAAUACAAGAAGGAUCUACAACUGGAAGAUUACCACUUCAUAAUAUUUUCAAAGAUAUAUCCGGCCCCACAUGA
Messenger RNA from Polistes canadensis, 378 nucleotides. RefSeq lists its product as uncharacterized. Lineage: Eukaryota; Metazoa; Arthropoda; Insecta; Hymenoptera; Vespidae. The coding region runs from base 1 to 378 and encodes 125 amino acids. The transcript has a single exon. The record is from RefSeq and is a predicted model, not a curated record.